Oryza brachyantha (malo sina) is the source of this 1660-nucleotide messenger RNA. RefSeq names its product leucine-rich repeat extensin-like protein 3. The record is from RefSeq and is a predicted model, not a curated record. The transcript has a single exon. Gene Ontology annotation, biological process: defense response. The coding region runs from base 186 to 1277 and encodes 363 amino acids. Lineage: Eukaryota; Viridiplantae; Streptophyta; Magnoliopsida; Poales; Poaceae.
UCCACAUAAUCUCAUCACCAAUUAAUUGCACACCUAAGUUCCAAAGAAUCCAAGAACAUAUUAAUCGUUAAGACAGCCAGAUCCAUCAGCAUAGCCAAAGGCCACAGAUUGAUAGAGCAGCAAGCUCCAAGUCCAAUUCUUUCCAGGAAAGAUUUUUUCUUUUCUUUUCUUGGAGAAAGCCGGCCAUGUCGUCCGCCGGCGCCGGCGGCCGGCGCGUCACCGUGAGGUCCAUCUCCUGCAGGGGCGUCAAGGCCUUUGUGCCGUUCCAGAAGCCGCCGCUCUACGUGGCCGUGUCCCUCGCCGGCCGCCGGGAGAAGACGAACGCCGACCCCGACGGCGGGGAGAACCCGGACUGGGACGGCGCCGUCUUCGCCUUCGACCUCGUCGACGGCGGCGGCGCGGGGGAGGGGGGCGGUAUGCUGCUGUUCGAGGUGAAGGCGCAGGUGCCCCUCCUCGGGAACAAGGUCGUCGGGAGGGUGUCCGUGCCGCGGGACGACCUCGCCGGCGGCGACGGCAUGGCGCCGCGGCAUGUGAGCUACCAGGUGUGCGCCGCCGACGGCAAGGCGAACGGCAAGCUCAGCUUCACCUACGCCAUCACCGGCGGCGCCGCGUACCAGCAGCCGAAGCCGCAGCUGCACCAGGCUACGAACGGCGCUCGACCGGAGCAAGAUCCACCCUCUUGCUGCGCUGCUCUUCCUCCGCCGCCGUCGGGUGCGCCGUACCCAGCUCCGGCGACGGCGAGCUAUCUGCCGCCGCCAUCGCUGUCAGCUCCGCUGUACCCGCCGCCGCCGAGCAGCUACCCUCCUCCACCACCACACUUCCCGCCGCAAAGUUUCCCACCAAACAGCAGCUACCCACCGCCGCCGCCGACGGCGACGCCACCAACACUAUACCCGCCGCUGCCGCCGUCCUGCACAGCCUGCCCACCGGCCCCUCCUCCGUCGCAGUACAUCAGCAGCUACCCGCCACCAAGCAACUACUACCCACCGCCGCCGCCACCGCCACCGCCGGCCGGUUACCCUCCACCGACGAGCACCUACCCACCGCCGCCGGAGCCAGGCUCGCAUGAGUACCCACCACGGCCAAGAUCGGCGGCAUGCUCUGAUUGCUCCGCGGACCGUGCGCCGCUCCCCUACAUGUCGCCGCCGCUGCACGACGCGGCCGUCACCUACCCGCCGCUCUCCGCCGCGCCGUGCUACCCGCCGCCGGCGACGUGGCAGCCCGGAGAUGCGCCGUACAGCAGCUACUACCCUCAACCUGGGACUCGCUACCUGUAGCUUCGUAGAGGAUGAAUUCUGCAAAACAAAAAAAAUGAUUCGGAGCUAGCUUAAUUAGCCUGAAUUGCACCAAAAAAAAUCACAAAAUCAAAUUGGAUCCUGCGAAUCCAUUGUGAAUGCUUUGAUCUGCAGGACGCCAAGAUUGACAUUGCGAUCUGAUCAGCAUGCUGUGAUUUUGUAUGUUAAGAUGUAAAUCUCUUCUGCAAGGGGAAAAAAUGAUCUCUUUUGAUGCUCCCUGUGGGCGAGAACGCCUCAAAUUGUAUCCACUGAUAACCAAAAAAUUUGACAUGAAUCAGCAAAGACAAAUAACAUGUCAAUAUGUACUCUGUUACUACUAUUUUUUUUUGUCGAGGGAAUGAUCAUUUGUUGCGAUGCGACAUGUA